Pocillopora verrucosa is the source of this 1499-nucleotide messenger RNA. RefSeq names its product zinc metalloproteinase nas-6-like. Lineage: Eukaryota; Metazoa; Cnidaria; Anthozoa; Scleractinia; Pocilloporidae. The record is from RefSeq and is a predicted model, not a curated record. Gene Ontology annotation, biological process: proteolysis. Gene Ontology annotation, molecular function: metalloendopeptidase activity; zinc ion binding.
UAUGUCAGAUUACCUAAAAGCUUUUCCUGCAAAGUUCGCACGCCAUCUGCUGAUCAAGAAAGUACCACGAACAUCAAGACAUAUCCACUUCUAGAUCAAACAGUCAGGGAAGGCAUUAUUUAAGUCCUCCGGCUAGCAGAGAAAGAUUCAUCACAGAGGGAAAACUUAGACGCAUCGGAACAUGAAGAUGAAAACUCUUAUAAUUUACGUUUUGGCCACACUUUUGACAACAGAAAUGAUACAAUUCCCGAACACAGCACAUGCUGCCCCGAGUCAACGAAAUUUCAAGAGCGAAGAUGAGAUAAUAGAAGGUGACAUAUUAGUGACCGAACCUCUCAGACGUGUUAUGAAUGCGGGCAACUCAAGGACCAGACGUGACAUUGUUAGCAACAAGAUCAAAAGAUGGCCGGAUGGCGUAGUGCCAUACAAAUUAGAUUCUAGCCUAAGUAAAGAAGCUAUCAAGGCAAUUAAGGUAGCUAUACGCGAGUUCCACAGAAGGACUUGUGUAAAAUUCGUCCUUCACACCAACGAACAGGACUAUCUGGAAUUCCAAGGAAGUUACGGCUGCUUCUCAGCCAUUGGCCGUCAGGGUGGAAAGCAGCGACUCUCUGUCGGUGAAGGAUGCGAAUAUAAGGGAACAGUCCUGCACGAGAUCAUGCAUGCUCUGGGAUUCUUUCACGAACACUCUCGCACUGACAGGGACGACUAUAUCAUGGUUCUAUGGUGGAACAUUGAGCCAGGAUUCGAAAAGAAUUUCGAAAGUUACGGUCCUGAACGACUCGACAGUGUCGGAGAACCGUACGACUUCGACAGUCUUAUGCACUACGACAACCAAGCUUUCAGCAAAAACGGCCAAAACACACUGGAGUCUUUAGCGGAUCCUACCAGAUCCUUGGGGAAUAUGGAUGAUUUUAGCAAAAUUGACAUAAAACAGCUGUUAAAGAGUUACCCCUGCAAGGCUGGGGAUAAGAAACCAAAAGACAAGAAGAAGGAGAGAUCACCAGAGAGUAAAUGCCUUGAUGUCUAUCAAAACAGAUGUAAAUAUUUCGCAUCUUACGAUGGAUAUUGCCAACAUUGGAAGUCGUUCAUGAAAAAGUGGUGUCCCUAUUCCUGUGGCUUCUGUAAAACAGAGUCGCCUGAUAAAAGGCUGAAUAUAUGGAAAGGAGAAAAUGACACAAAGUGAAAGGCUCACUGGUUAGAGUGCAUUUCCAUUAGGUGUCGUGAAACCAACUCAAAGUGAUCACCUCAGUCGAACAGAAAAAAGAAACUACCACAAGGGGCCCUGGAGAACGCAAAGGAAAAACAAAAAAAAAUGCCUGACGCGCGGGAAACGCGAGAGACGCAAGCGCGAUUAGUUUUGGUUUUGCGUCUGAUUGGUCGAGAGGUUGGCGCGAGUUUCCUGGCCCAAUCACAGAAUGUCUGAAACGUCAUCAGCACUGUAUAUCUAGCAAAAAUUAUACUCGAGAAAAUAAGAACCAACCAUACCAGCAGAGUUUUAG